This is a messenger RNA of Uranotaenia lowii, 1734 nucleotides long. RefSeq lists its product as uncharacterized. Lineage: Eukaryota; Metazoa; Arthropoda; Insecta; Diptera; Culicidae. The coding region runs from base 113 to 1273 and encodes 386 amino acids. Gene Ontology annotation, molecular function: nucleic acid binding. The transcript has 2 exons. Gene Ontology annotation, biological process: DNA integration. The record is from RefSeq and is a predicted model, not a curated record.
UAAUGGGCCAUGGGAAAUCCUACAAUUAGACUUUCUUACAGUUAACGGUUGUGGAACAGGGGAAUUUUUAAUUCUUGUGGACACGUACUCUCGAUUUCUGUCGAUAGUAGAAAUGGAUAAUAAGGACGCAAAAAGUACUAAUAGCGCAUUGAAUCUGAUUUUCUUUAGAUGGGGUCUGCCUCUCAUCAUACAGACCGACAAUGGCCCCCCAUUUCAAGGGACAGAAUUCGUAAAAUGUUGGGAGGACAAAGGUGUCAAAAUUAGAAAAUCCAUACCCUUGAGCGCCCAAUCAAAUGGUAGUGUUGAGAGGCAGAACCAGGGCAUCAUUAAAGCCUUAGCUGGAGCGAAACAAGACAAAAUGGAUUGGAAACUGGCCCUCCAGAACUAUGUCAGAAUACACAACACCGUUAAACCUCACUCUAGGUUGGGAAUUACACCGUUCGAACUACUAGUUGGCUGGCGAUAUCGAGGAAUGUUUCCUUGUCUGUGGAAUUCUAAGGAGGAGAGCAUAAACCGUGAAGAAGUCAAGGAAAAAGAUUGGGAAGCAAAACACAUAAGCAAGAAACAUGCAGACGACCGUCGCGGAGCCAAAGAGUCUUCAAUAUGUUGUGGAGAUAUGGUUUUUAUGGCUAUACCCAAGAAGAGCAAAACCGAUCCAUCCUUUUCACGCGAGCCUUUCAGAGUUUUGUCGAGGGAAGGAGCGAAGGUGGUUAUCGAGAACGAAAAAGGUGUAAGGUUCUCACGUAACGUACAAGACAUCAAACUAGUCCCAGGUGCAGAAAACCAGCGUAUUUCCCAGUUUGAAGAAAAUAUUAUCGACUCAGCAGAGACAUCGAACGUCGGGAACGCUCAGUCGACGGAUUAUACAAUGGGAACACGAGGUCAUUUUAAUAUGAAUUCGCAUACCGAUGAACAAACAGGAGGAGUAAAUGCACAAUCACCAAGAAUCAGACCAAGGCGUAACAUCAGACAGCCUAUGAAAUUUAAGGAUAUGGUGUUAAAUCAGGAUUCUUUCGAUCUAUGUUCUGAGGAUGAUUAUGCUGUUGAAGAAACGGAGUGCCAUGACAUCGAAACGGAAGAGACAGAUAUCGAUAUGGAACAUCAUUCCACUGAAGGAAUCAAUAUCUCGAAUAGUUUGGUUCCCGCUACACCUAACAAGAGAGAGAGAAACUCGCCUACAAUGGUUACAAAUCCAUACGAGCAAAGACCUAAGCGAAUUAUCAACAAGCCAAACAAAUUUAAUGAUCACUUUGUCUAUCAUGUGAUAUAUUAAUUUUUUUCUGAGUGUAAUCUUAUUUUGUUAAAGUUUCAAUUAAUUAAAAUCCAUGUGACAAAGUUCAUUACUGAUAUAUGUUUCCGUGACACUCAUCAGUUCUAUGUUACAAAAACAGUAACCACAGUUACAGAUCUGCAAACUGCUUUACAGAUCAAGCCUUCCGAAACUCUUUAACCUCACUUAGAAAAAAAUAAAAGUAUUUUACUCACGAUUGCAUUUGCAGUUGAACAGUCAAACGUCAAUACUUCAGCGCUUAAGUAUUUCAGCAGCGGUUUCGAGGAAGUUUCGUAGUGGUUUCGAUCUGGAUAAUGUCCUUUUUAAUUGAAUUUCGCAUUGUUGAUGGCUUCAGAUGCUCCGAGUUCGUCAGUUGAUUCAUUGUUUACUUUUUCUUCAUCUUGAAUUCUUUUUCGAUGCUCCGUGAGACGGCGUGAGACGUCAAACUUAAAAGGCCUUUUCAA